Messenger RNA from Hyaena hyaena (striped hyena), 823 nucleotides. RefSeq names its product ornithine decarboxylase antizyme 3 (gene OAZ3). Gene Ontology annotation, molecular function: ornithine decarboxylase inhibitor activity. NCBI's taxonomy places the organism in Eukaryota, Metazoa, Chordata, Mammalia, Carnivora, Hyaenidae. Gene Ontology annotation, biological process: positive regulation of protein catabolic process. The record is from RefSeq and is a predicted model, not a curated record. Gene Ontology annotation, cellular component: nucleus; cytoplasm.
AUGAAGUAUGGAAAACUGCCUUGUAACAGGUUGCGCCCCUCUGUCUUCUCCCUUUCUUAUAUCAAGAGGGGAAAAACACGGAACUACCUCUACCCGAUCUGGUCACCAUACGCCUAUUACCUUUACUGUUACAAAUACCGGAUCACCCUCCGGGAGAAGAUGCUGCCUUGUUAUAAGAGCAUCAUAUAUAAGGAACGGGAGGACUUGACACUCCGGCCCCGUUCCUGCCUUCAGUGCUCCGAGUCUCCAGCAGGCCUCCAGGUGGUCAGAUGCACCGAGCAGGGUGACCACGACCAGCUUAAAGAAUUAUACUCGGCUGGGAACCUGACGGUGCUGGCUACUGACCCCCUGCUCCACCAAGACCCAGUACAAUUAGACUUCCACUUCCGCCUCACACCCCAGACCUCUGCCCAUUGGCACGGCCUUCUCUGUGACCAUCGACUCUUCCUGGAUAUCCCAUAUCGGGCCUUGGAUCAAGGCAACCGUGAAAGUUUGACUGCAACACUGGAGUAUGUGGAAGAGAAGACCAAUGUGGACUCGGUGUUUGUAAGCUUCAAGAACAACCGGAAUGACAGAGGUGCCCUAAUUCGGGCCUUCAGCUACAUGGGCUUUCAAGUGGUCAGACCAGAUCACCCUGCCCUCCCUCCCUGGGACAAUGUCAUCUUUAUGGUGUAUGCCCUUGAAAGGGAACUAGGCCACCUGCCCAGUGAGCCUCCCUGAACAUGCCUGUUCCUACUGAGGGCUGGGAGCCUUGAUAAAUGGGACCCAGGAUGUGACUCAGGACACGUUCCAUCUUAGGAAUAAAGGGUAGUGCAAUCUGCAA